Molecule: messenger RNA, 768 nt
Organism: Striga hermonthica
Lineage: Eukaryota; Viridiplantae; Streptophyta; Magnoliopsida; Lamiales; Orobanchaceae
Source: the annotation of a GenBank genome assembly
AUGGCGGACUGGGCUGGAACUCUGCUCGGGGAACGAACGACGGUUGUCUGCUGGCCAGUGGUUCGAACGUCAUAUGAACUAAUUUCCUCCACAAACAACACACUUGUGCGGCAGCGGGGACAUGAUUUGCGGGAUUAUCAACGGCGAGCGGAGGUGAUUUGGUUUAAAGAAGAACUCAAAGGCAGCGAAACGAAGAUGUUUAAGAAUACAUUCCAGUCUGGGUUCCUCUCAAUUCUCUAUAGCCUCGGGAGUAAGCCUCUGCAGAUAUGGGAUAAGGAAGUUGUCAAUGGCCAGAUCAAGCGUUUGCAAGAUGAUGACAUACAAUCCAAUGUUAUUGAAAUAGUUGGGUCAAAUGUCCAGUCUGCAUAUAUUACCUGUCCAGCUGAUCCAACUGCAACGCUUGGCAUAAAGCUACCAUUCUUAGUUUUGAUCGUGAAAAAUCUGAAGAAGUACUUCUCAUUUGAAAUUCAUGUGCUGGAUGACAAAAAUGUCCGCCGGCGGUUUCGAGCUUCUAAUUUUCAAGGUGUCACAAGAGUUAAACCUUAUAUUUGCACAAUGCCAUUGAAAUUGGAUGAAGGCUGGAACCAAAUUCAGCUGAAUCUUAGUGAUCUGACUCGACGUGCUUAUGGAACCAAUUAUGUAGAGACCUUGAGAGUUCAGGUUCAUGCAAAUUGCCGGCUCAGAAGGAUAUAUUUCUCUGAUCGCCUUUAUUCUGAGGAGGAGCUCCCGCCAGAAUUUAAGUUGUACUUACCGAUUCAGAAAGCCUGA